AGGCGUUGAAGGAGUGGUAUUCUGACUGACGGGCACAGGGACAACACCUGCAUGUGGGAAGACAUGAACAUGGGGAGUCCCGGAAGUCACAUUUUCGGAUAAUUAGAAAAUCAACUAAGGAGACUUGGAAUGUUGUUAGUGUUGGACAUGAGAAUUGCUGAUGAUAUGUUUGGCGACGCUGCUAGAAAAGCCAAUUGAAGACAGUGUGACUAAUCUUGUGUGUGGGUCAGGAAUUACUGCGGUGUCUCCAAGGAAGGGGGUGGUGCCACACGUGUCCCCACCAAUGAAGACGUGAGGAUCAGAGGCGGAAUGCUACUGUAGGGUAGAUAGUCAAAGGAAAGAAUGCAGUCCACAGGCCAUCGGCUACGAGAUGUGGAGCAGCAUCACCCCUUGCUGGCCAGCGAGGAGGAGGAGGAGCAGCUUAAAGGGGUGUGUUCGGCAUCAGGGGAGCGUGUCUGGUUCAUCCAGGACAGCUGUGGCAUCGUGUGCGCCGUGAUGACCUGGUUCCUGGUGUUCUACGCCGGGUUUGUGGUCAACUGUGUCAUGCUGCUCCCUUCUAAGAACUUCUGGUUCUCGUUGGUCAAUGGGGUGGCCUUCAACUUCCUGGGUGUGCUGGCGUUGUCAUCGCACAUUCGCACCAUGCUUACAGACCCGGGAGCAGUCCCCAAGGGCAACGCCACUAAAGAGUACCUGGACAGCUUGCAGCUGAAGCCUGGCGAGGUCAUCUACAAGUGCCCAAAGUGCUGCAGCAUCAAGCCUGAAAGAGCCCAUCACUGCAGCAUUUGUAAGAGAUGUAUCUGCAAGAUGGAUCACCACUGUCCCUGGGUGAAUAAUUGCGUGGGCGAGAAAAAUCAGCGCUUCUUUGUGCUGUUCACUAUGUAUGUAGCCUUGAUCUCAGCCCAUGCACUCUGCUUGACUGGCCACCAGUUCUAUGCCUGUGUCAGAGUCCAGUGGAAUGAGUGCAGUGACUUCUCCCCUCCUGUGGCUGUCAUGCUCAUGAUCUUCCUCUGCCUAGAGGCGCUUCUCUUCCUCACUUUCACCACUGUCAUGUUUGGCACUCAGAUCCACUCCAUCUGCAACGACGAGACGGAGAUCGAGCGGCUGAAAAAUGAGAAGCCCACGUGGGAGCGGCGGGUCCGGUGGGAGGGCAUGAAGGCAGUGUUCGGCGGGCCUCCCUCGCCCAUCUGGUUCAACCCCUUCGCCGGGUUGCAGCUGCAGCGCCUCCUGAUGGUCAGAGCGCGCAAGGGCGGCGCAGAGUUCUCCGUCUGAGGAGAGAGACCAAUCCUCCUCCUCCCCCUAAACGCACCACACCAUCAGCCAGUCAUGCCUCAGGGACUGUACCAACAGACCCUAGGAGAGUCUUGAGGCAUGUCCCUAAAGGUUUUAAACUGGGGGUAGCAUUAUUUGUUUUUGUUGACAACAUUUUCAGGACUACAUGACAAAAGAGCCUAUUGUUACGGUGGGACUGGAGUGCAAAACACAAAAACAAAAAGGAAAUGUGAAACCAAAAACUUGCAGCCUGGAAGUGCAGAUAUCACAUGCAAAAACAAGAAGCUGUGGUCCUCAGGAGCAGAAGGAAAUGUACAAACCCCUAAAAUUUGAAAUCAUGAGUGCAGCUGAUGAUGUAUUUCUGUAUAUUUAUUUUUUUUUGCUGCAUUUUUACCUCAGGACUUUUUUUUUCUUGUUUUGCACUUCAGGACUGAAAGUUUUUGUGUUUGUCUGUUGCAUCUGCUCCCCAGGACCACAGGUUUUUGUUUUUGUUUUUGUAUACUGUAUCUGCACCUAACAUUUUUGGUUUCAUGUUUUUUUUUUGUGAUUUGCACUGUACGUUUGCCUAAUGGAAUUCAUCUAGCCGUCCGUUCGCCACACUGUUACAGCUAUGCUGACCUGGCCCCAGACCAGCUUACAGUAAUGGGAAUGUGCGUUUCUCUCCCCCCCUUUUAAUGUCUUUUAAAAAAAAAAGUAAAGCCUGCGGUGAACAGGUGUUCCAUCAAAACUAAGCUGUAGAAUCCUUGAUGCUUAAGUGUUGAUUCAAGGGUUGACUGGAGUUUCCAUGAGGUUCAGACCAGUACAGCUCUUUGCUGGUUAUCAUGAGGGAAUGUCAAACGGCACGGCACAGAACAGAACAGCACAGCUCCUGUUGGGUGCCCUGGAUCUAGUCAUGCAUUACUUCAUAACAGUGUAGGUUAGCUGUGGUAACUCAGUCACCUGAGCUCCAGAAGACAAGUAUUUAUGCUGAUCUCAAACUACAGAUAAACCAUUGCUCUAAGGACGCAGUGAUUCUCGCAGUCACUUUUUGUUGAAAGACUCGUAAUUUUUGUGAUGACCACUAAUGAAUGACUAAGAAUGAUUUGAGUAUCAUCGCAUCACCCUCCACAUCUGGGUGAAAUCUGAACUGUUCGUAGUGUAGUUGUUUUAAUAGAUGAAUGACAUAUGACUCCUUCAGUAAAAUCGAAACAACAUCUUGGAUGUCACAUGUUUGAGGACAAGCAAGUCUAAAGGUACCUCUAAAUGGACACAGUAUAAUGUUGGAAGAAAGGUUGGUGUAUUGUAUGAAAGAUUUUGUACAGGCCCAUUAUGCAAUGCUAGUGGAUGCAUUUUGAAUACAAAAUGUGGUGCAGAUCCUUUCUGAAAAAAAAAAAAAAAAACCUUGGAAAUGGACUAUUCAGAAGUUCAUGAAGGCCCACCAAAAAUCCUACUCCCCAGCUAAAUUGGGUCAAAUCCAAAGUGGCCAAUAUCACUGUUAUUUUCAGUCUAGGAACUCAUUGAGAAACUGAGCAAUCUUAACAGGCCCUCGUACACCGAACACUUAACUCCUUAUUCUUUUGUGUCAUUUAAGCUUCUGGUUGUGAAUGGUCUUGUUUUGGUCUUCAAAAAUGACUACAGCCUACAAAAAAACAGCCAAGAUCUAAAAUAGCAGCUGUAUUUAAAAUAAGCCUCCUCUCAUCCCACAUCUCACUUUUGCUCUGAAUAGGGCAUUUUUAACACACUAACUGCUUGCACAACUACUAACAUUUAAAAACACAUCAGCUCAUGAUUUACUGUGUUUGUUUUCAGUGUAAACAAGCCUAGUUAUUUACCUGCACAAUCAUGCAGACUUAGAGGAAAUCUGUCUUGCACACAAUUUCCCCCUUUUUUUUAUAAAUAAAAAUACGAUGUCAAAAUACUCCAAAGCAGUGCUUAGAGAUCAAAUGUUGAAAUGCCGACUUCCCCACAUAUCUGUAUGCAGCCACAUCUCAGAUCCCCCCAGUUAUAUUAAACUACUGAAGAGAAAAUCUUCACCUGAUUUUUGAAAAUUUGCCUUUAAAUUAUUGUACUACGAAUGUAUGUUUUGAACUUUUGGUCUCUUGGUUUUGCUGAGCUCAUGAAGGGAUAUGCCUAAGGUUGAACAAGCCUGAACUGUUUUCCACACUACAAGCAGUAUUCAUAACUUCCUGUAAUUGAGAGAAUGUGUGUUCAAGUCUUAGUUGCUUGGAAAGGCUUGCAGAAUGGUUACCUGUUUACCAGCUGCAUAUUACUGCACCUCAGUGGAUUAAACUGUACAUGCUGGCAAAGUGUGGACUUGGGACAAUUUACCCAUUCCAAAAUCAUGACUUGAGUUAUAGUGGUGAUUCUAUGUUGGCAAUCCUUCGCUGAGCAGCUUUAAGAAUUCAGGUCCACAAAAUCUGUUAUUUCAUCGACUUUCUACAGAAUGGAUUCUUUGCGCUUUAAGAACUUCAAUGGCCAAUUGCUGGAAUUUGUGAACAUCAUAUCUAGUGUGUUCCUGUCCAGAUUUUACUGAGCUUGAUUCUCAGUAAUCAGGGUAGAAGAAAAGAGAAUGUGUAAACAUAAAUAAAACCAUUACAAAUGUGUUA
This is a messenger RNA of Clupea harengus (Atlantic herring), 3854 nucleotides long. It is a transcript of the gene zdhhc7, whose product is annotated as zDHHC palmitoyltransferase 7. Gene Ontology annotation, molecular function: palmitoyltransferase activity. Lineage: Eukaryota; Metazoa; Chordata; Actinopteri; Clupeiformes; Clupeidae. The record is from RefSeq and is a predicted model, not a curated record.